AUGCCGGAGAAAGAAACUUUCCACGAGCAUAUGCAAGUGCACCCGUUCCAUCACCACCCCGGUCACCCGUUGGCGGCGGCACACCACGGUCACCACCAUCCGCAGGCGGGACUGUCGGCACACGGAUUAAGUGCAGCCGCCGCCGCAGCAGCCGCGGCCGCGGCAGCCGCCGCAGCCGCCAACAGUGGCGCUCCUGGCAGCGGCAGCUACGGUCCGCUGCAACUCCCGUCGGCUUUCGUAGCAUUCCACUCGCAGCUUUCUUCCGCAGCGGGGCUCGAGCAGCGUUCGCCCCACGAUGGCCGCUAUGGCCUUUGGGAUCCUACCGGGUCGCCUUCGGCUGCAUCGUUCCACCAUCCGCACCAUGCCUCGGUUCAUGGGUUGGCCAGUAAUGCAAAUUUUGCGGAGUUGCAGUUCCUGAGUGCGCGCCGCGCGGCGGUGGCCGCGGCCGAGGCCGUGGCCAGUGCCGCAGUGGCUCAGAUCAACGGCGGGACAGUGCUGCCCUCGCAUCCGCCCGUAUCGGCCACGGUGGUGCCGCUAACGAUCUCCCCACCGGCCACGUCGGGCGCAUCGCUCAACGGUGACGGCGGCGGCCCCCCGGAAGGGUCCAACGGCAGCGGUGCUCGGCCUAACGGAGCGACUUCCCUCAGUAACGGCACCUCGCCCGUGGCCGGCGGUGGCGCUAGUCCGGGUUUGCCGACGGCGAACGGAACCACUGGACCGGCGACCGUGCCAGUGCCCCAUCCCGGGGAUUUCCAUCCCGCCUACAGGAUACCCGGCUACAUGGAGCAUCUGUACUCGCUGCAACACGCCUCGGCAUCGCUCCACGGGCUUGGACUGACGCCGGAGUACAUUAAUGCACGAAACGCAAUUGCCGAUCUGCAUCCGGCCAGUUCGCUGGCCAGUGCCGAUUUCCACUUCAGCAUCGACGCAGCCAGUCGCCUGAACAGCCCGCGGCCAGGAAGCAUUCGUGCCAGCGUGAGCCGCAAGCGAGCCCUUUCGUCAUCGCCGUACUCCGAUUCGUUCGACAUCAGCUCCAUGAUACGCUACUCUCCCAACUCGCUGGCCUCCCUAGUGAACGCUUCCCGGAGCAGCAGCACCAGCGGAUCGUACGGCCAUCUGUCGGCCAGCGCUCUGGGACCGCCCCUCGGCAUGCACAGCGCGAUGCCACCGCAUCUGCAGCAUCUUUUGCGCAGCAGCGGCUUCCUCCAUUCGCUGCCCGGCCAUCAUACACCGACGGCCAGUAUGUUCUCCCUAUCGCACCACCCACUGCACCCGGGCCACUCGUUGGGCAAACCGCAGCACAUAACGGAUCUAUCGAACAAGAAACAGGAGCAACCAUCGUCCAGUUCCCAGGUGACGCGCGUCGAAGCGGACAGUGCCACAAACGCACAGCAGAAAAAGUCACGCCUCAAACGUGAAACGGCGCAGCACAACGUGCCACUGCACAAGGGCAGCCCACCGUGUGGCUCGGCCAUGCUCACCUCGAACCAUCACCUAAGUCCUACCUCGACACAAGGACCCGCCGCCAACGGUAACAACGGUACGGCAACAUCGACGCAUAACGGGGGUGGCCUCAACCUGAGCCCCAUGCAUCCCGAGCGAGGUGGGGACAUCGGCGCGGGGGUCGGUAACAUGGCCGAUGGCAGUGAAGCCAUCGGCGGGAGAAUGGCCGGAACCAUUGGCUUUGAGUGCGGAGAAGGCGGGUCUCGGGCGGACACGACCGACCCAAAGGACGAGCCGGGUGACUUUAUUGAAACCAACUGCCACUGGCGUGACUGUUCGCUCGAGUUUAACACACAGGAUGAGCUGGUCAAGCACAUCAACAAUGACCAUAUUCAUGCCAAUAAAAAAUCCUUCGUCUGUCGCUGGGACGAGUGUUCGCGCGACGAAAAACCCUUCAAAGCCCAGUACAUGCUGGUGGUGCACAUGCGUCGCCAUACGGGAGAAAAACCGCACAAAUGCACGUUCGAAGGUUGCUGUAAGGCUUAUUCAAGACUGGAAAAUCUCAAGACACACCUUCGCUCUCAUACGGGCGAAAAGCCAUAUACCUGCGAGUAUCCUGGUUGCAGUAAAGCGUUCAGUAACGCAUCCGAUCGUGCCAAACAUCAAAACCGAACGCACAGUAACGAGAAACCGUACGUGUGCAAAGCUCCGGGCUGCACGAAACGUUACACGGACCCUAGCUCCCUGCGGAAGCACGUGAAAACCGUCCACGGUGCCGAGUUUUAUGCGAACAAAAAGCACAAGGGCAAUCACCACGGUGGCGGUGGAAGCAGUGGCGGUCUUGGCGAAGAUGGUGAAGGCUCCAACCACAUGUUUGACAGUAGCCCUCGUAGCGAGGACAAGACAACAAGCAUGAGCAGCCCCAGUAUUAAGUCGGAAUCGGAUGCCAAUUCCCCGAGCCACCCGCCGAUCAACAGCCCGAUGUCCAUAUCAGCGCUUACGGCAGGGCUCGGGGAAGAUUACCACGAGGGAGACAACAUGCAUCUGGGCAGUCUCGCGACGCUGGACGAUGCAGCGUGGCCGUACGUGGACGAGGAUCUUGAGGUAGCGGAUCUUCCGUACGUGCUACGGGAAAUGGUAGAUCUUAGCGGCCCGAACGGAGCAGCGACUGCAGUGUCCAUGCGCAACAAUCCCCGCAAUCGGUUGAAGAAUCGCAUCAACAACAAGGGCUCCUUGCUCGGUAGCAGUCCACUUUCCAACAUUCCGGAAAUGAACAGCCAGCAGAUGCGGAACUUUGGGCUUGGCGAUUUGAAUAGGAAGAUUACCGAUCUCAAGAUGGAACCGGGCACCACACCUCCUCCGCAGUCGCUUUCGCAACCGUCGCCGACGAUGGCAAAGUUGGGUCAAACCGAUGCGAUACGACCCUGCACGCUGCCGCCGCCAUCCUCGACCACCACAACGACAAUGAUGAUGAUGAAUGCAUACUUAAAUCCUGCCGCUGCGCAGAUUCGACGUGAUAGCAACAAUAGCACCACCAGCAGCUCGUACUACAGCAUGCGUUCGGCCGACAUCAGUCGCCGCAGCAGCCAGGCGUCACAGCAAAGCUCGAUCUCAACCAUGCGACCGACUUAUUACAACUCUUCGUCACUGUACGAUCCGAUCUCACCGGGAAGCUCGCGCCGAUCGAGCUCUAUGUCGACGGCUACCAACGGAGGACAGAGCCUACCACCACCGCCUUCCUCGCAUUUGAUCUCAACACAUCUUCAACGCUUCAACGGAGGCAACAGCACUGCAGGAACGAUGGGCGGCAUCACGGGAGGCUCGAUGGGAGGCACAGGUUCCACAGGCCAUCCGAAUGCCAACGGUUCACGGCACUCUAUUCCCAACAACCUGAGCACCGGGGGUUUCUAUGGGCCUCAGCAACAUAACACUGGAUUGCCGGGCCACAGCUUCGAUCGGCGCAUGUCUGAGCCAGUUGCCAGUGGUGCCAGUGGCAUGGGUGGCAGGAACCUAGGUGGCUCGAACGGGUCUUCGAUGUUCGGUGGUGUGAAUUCACAGUACAUGAACCGUCGGGGGGCGGCUGGAAUGCAACCGCGCAGUUCCCCGACCUGUACCGCUACUUCGGCCGGUGUGGUUGUCAACAAGGUUGCUGCACCGUCAACCGCUGCGAAGCUGCACCCCAACCAAGAGGUGGUUUUGGAUGAGAUGGAAGAGGGUGAAAUGGUAGAAAACAAACUCGUCAUUCCGGACGAGAUGCUACAGUAUCUGAAUCAGGUGGCGGAUAUGGCGGGUGAAUCGAGCGGUAGAAACAAACCAAACAACAACCAAACGACCGUCACGGCCGUCCCUAGCAAUGCCAACAAUCCAUGGAAUUCUCCUGAGAAUGACACUGUCGGUGACCGGAUUUCAAUACGGCCACCGCAACAAAUGUCAACAACAAACGCAAACCAAACGGUCAAUUUUACGCAACCCCAACCGGCCAUGUUGUUGAGCCCUCAAUCCCAGUACAGUAAUGACGAUUGCAGUCUUAUGAGCAACGUUAUGUCUCCGCAAACACCACAGCAUCAGCUAAUGUCACCGAUGAUACCGGAGAAUGCUUCGGCUCCUCUGACACCAUCCUCGAAUAACUAUACUGCACCGUCAGCCCAAGACUAUCCCGUGCUGCCGGCGGUACAGUGUCAAGGUGUGCAGCACAACACGAGCGGGAUGCAAAAUUUCGGCAAUGGGAACGGCUACCCGACUAGCGAUUGCUGCUACGGACAGGGGCCGAGCCAACAACAACAGCAACAGUCGGUAACGCGCACGCUAAACCGCCCGAUCGCAUGUUCUAAUCUGAUCGGUUACUAUCAUCGAACCGAUCAGAGUGCACACCAUUGCUGUUUGGCAACGAUGAUGCAAGGGUCACUCUACAUCAACCAACCGGCGGGCCACAGUCAGCAGCAGCAAUCGGGAGGCAAUACUCAGAUGCUUCAGCAUGCUUCACAGAACACCCAGUUCAAGAAUCCGUUUAGCCUGAAUGUGUCCAGUUUGGCUAGUGGUGGUGGUAAUCAUAACAAGCAAGUAACCGACCAGGCAGCAGCUGCGUGCAGCAACGCCGGGGCCAAUAUUGAAAUUCAGUGCGGUGAUAUCAGCCAAUCCCAGAUGUCACCCGCAAUUGCAGCCAUGGCACCAGCAAUUAACGAUGCCGCACUUAGGACGGAGCAGCCGUCUCAGCAACAGCUGCAGCAACAGUCAGAGCCAACCGUGGCUCCGGCGCAACCGAUGGAAAGCAGUUUGCAAACUCCACCGCUGGUAUCGUCCCCGACAGGCUUUGCAGAUCCUGCCGCCGUAGCUACCCCGUCAGUGCUGCCCAUGACAUUAACUACCGAUAAUUGCCUGACGAUGACUGCGGCUACCACCACCGCCGCUAGUAGCGGUGCAAUGGGCAGUGAUACUUAUCAGCGAACGCUGGAAUAUGUGCAAAACUGUCAGAAUUGGAGCGAAUCUGCUGCCGACAUGGUCAGCAGCAGCACGCAUCCAUCUUCUAAUCUUGUAAUCAACGAUAUGAGUACUUCACUGAGCUCUUACUUCGAAGAAGAUCGCUAUUUGCAGAUGAUUCAGUAGUAACAGCAAAGCCGAUGGCUGGCCGUCGUCAAUAUUGCAAUGUAUUCAAACUGUUCAGCCACUUAAUUACCCCGAGAAGUGGUAUUUAGCUGGUAUGGCAAUGCCUAGUGCCAAUGAUCUAUACAUGCAUUUUCUAAUCUAAUUUUGCCAUAACAAUAUGCUCAAGAUAGCUGAGAACGAUGGUCGAGAUUCCUAUAGAUUUAGUUUUUUUCCCCUUUAUUGCAACAACAUAGAACAAAAUGCAGCGAAUGACUGUUUCACUUGUCUUCUAUAAUAACAAGCUCAGUAGUAGAAAUAAUAUGGAUAAUUCUCUUUCUUUUGUAAAGACCUUUGUAUAAAAUAACAAAACGCAGCAAUGAUGUUUUAGGGAAAAGAACGAUUGUUUAGGUGCGUUCAUUCGUUUGAAUGCACAGUGCAGAGUACAGCCAUAUAAAAAAGGAAUUUAUCAUUGCGCUGGAGUACUGCCAUCACCGCAGUAUCUGUAAUCUUAGAAAAUAAGGUUGGUAGCCGCAUAAGAAUUGAUCGCUCAUCAACGAGCAUGUUGCUUGCGAUGUGUUUAAAUAGUGAGCCGGAAUAAAUGGAAUGAUUCAUCAACAAAUCAACAACACUCA
Messenger RNA from Anopheles cruzii, 5657 nucleotides. It is a transcript of the gene ci, whose product is annotated as transcriptional activator cubitus interruptus. Gene Ontology annotation, biological process: regulation of transcription by RNA polymerase II. Gene Ontology annotation, cellular component: nucleus. The coding region runs from base 1 to 5046 and encodes 1681 amino acids. Gene Ontology annotation, molecular function: RNA polymerase II cis-regulatory region sequence-specific DNA binding; DNA-binding transcription factor activity, RNA polymerase II-specific. The transcript is spliced from 6 exons. NCBI's taxonomy places the organism in Eukaryota, Metazoa, Arthropoda, Insecta, Diptera, Culicidae. The record is from RefSeq and is a predicted model, not a curated record.